AUGUCUGAAAUGAACGCCACUACCGGUGCUAAUCUUGACAAUGAGAUGCAGGAAAUCUCGAACUUGGUCACUAAAAUCAGAAAGAAUCUACUAAAUGUGAAGAGCACUUGGGGACCAGAGAGUCACCAAUACCGCGACGCACUUCAGGCAAUGCAAGAAUUUAUGCGAGAAAAGGAUGGUCUUUACGAGCGAAUGGAUAGGAUGCUAGCGAAGAGUCGAGAAUUGGAGAAAGAUGUGCCAAGCGAACCGCAAAAGGAUAUCGACGUGCGACAGAACAUUACCGAGAGGACGAUCGAGCAAUUUCUCGCUGAUCUGAAGAUCCAAUAA
Exophiala spinifera is the source of this 327-nucleotide messenger RNA. RefSeq lists its product as uncharacterized. The coding region runs from base 1 to 327 and encodes 108 amino acids. The transcript has a single exon. The record is from RefSeq and is a predicted model, not a curated record. Lineage: Eukaryota; Fungi; Ascomycota; Eurotiomycetes; Chaetothyriales; Herpotrichiellaceae.